Molecule: messenger RNA, 921 nt
Organism: Trichoderma asperellum CBS 433.97
Lineage: Eukaryota; Fungi; Ascomycota; Sordariomycetes; Hypocreales; Hypocreaceae
Biological process (GO): Mo-molybdopterin cofactor biosynthetic process
Cellular component (GO): cytosol
Molecular function (GO): molybdopterin synthase activity
Source: RefSeq, a predicted model, not a curated record
AACAGCCUGGAGCUGGAUUAUACUUUUUGGAUAUUCAUCGCUGCUAUUUCGCUUUUACAUCUCACUUAAAUCAUAUCUUCUUCUAAUGUAUAUUUGAGUUGCAUCUUUUUGGGAACCUGUCGAGCGCUUGUUUUUCGCAGCAUCUCUUAUGAGUUGUCAACUUGUCUCAGGUCUCUGAUACUGUCUCACUCAUUUCAGCACCUUGUUGAGCUUCUUUCGCCACCAGCCAUGGGGGACAUCAAAGACGGCGACGCAAAUGAAAUCUGGGAGAUGUCGGAGCAGGGCUGUUAUGUGGGAUUGACGUAUGAUCACCUCAAUAUCCAAGAGGCAAUGGAUAAAGUCCGCAGCCCCAUGGCCGGGGCAAUCGUCUUAUUCGCAGGAACCACAAGAGAUAACUUUGCCGGAAAGCCGGUAAAGGAACUUCAUUACACAGCCUACAACAAACUGGCAUUGCGAUCAAUGCUGGCUAUCUGCAAAGACAUCCUCAACAAGCACGGACUCAAGGGCAUCUCCAUGAUUCAUCGUUUGGGCACCGUGCCCAUAGGCGAAGAGAGCAUUCUCAUCGCAGUCUCGUCACCGCAUAGACAAGCUGCGUGGCGGGCAGGUGAAGAGGCCUUGGAAGCAUGCAAGUCAAGAGUAGAGGUGUGGAAGAGAGAAGAGUUUGAGGGCGAAGAAGGCGUCUGGAGGGCAAACCGAGAUGGCGCCAUGGGACAAAAGAUGGAUUCAUAACCUUGAGUGAUCUUUCUUCUAUCUUCUUUAUUCAUCUUGCAAAUGUUUCCUCUUGCGCUAUCAUCUAUUAGCAUACGAGAUAUUCGUAUUCUUCAAACUCGCUACUUAAUUCCAAACCACGACCACUGUUCUGAACGUUAUCCUCUCACUUCUCGUAUACCGGCAACGGCUCCUUUAUAUACUCAAAGGGGC